Lodderomyces theae is the source of this 2265-nucleotide messenger RNA. RefSeq names its product putative carboxylic ester hydrolase. Gene Ontology annotation, molecular function: glycerophospholipase activity; metal ion binding. Lineage: Eukaryota; Fungi; Ascomycota; Pichiomycetes; Serinales; Debaryomycetaceae. The coding region runs from base 1 to 2265 and encodes 754 amino acids. The transcript has a single exon. Gene Ontology annotation, cellular component: cytoplasm. The record is from RefSeq and is a predicted model, not a curated record.
AUGAUAUACCCACUGCUACGGUUUACGCCAAACCUUCAAAGAGUGCGAUUCGUGCGAGUGACAAACGUCGCUGUAUUUGCAAGAUUUAACAGCGCCAAAAGCCAGAGCAACCCACUCGAAUCCUUCAAUCCAAAUGUCCCCAAAGCCAGCAUAAGGUGGUUCUAUGCCUCAGACGUACCAAUAUCGAAACCUGAAUGGUUCAAGUAUACGAAAACGAAAGAGCCUGAGUCGUUCCUUCCAUUUUCCGAGUACGACUCUAAUAGGCUAGAAAGGGCCCUCAGGAAUGGAACGAAGAAAUCCGUUGAAGUUAACGAAGACAAGUUGUUUGAAGUAAAUAUUGAGAAAUAUGAGUUGAGCCCUGUAUAUUGGGAAGGGCCAGUCUAUGAAGUUCGCCGAGGACUUUGGUUUACUAGUGACGGAAAUCCAUUACCAAAUGAAGUUAGCAAGAAGCUUGAGCAAGGGUAUGAUUCUGUCAAGCCGUACUUGUUUGAACAAAAUGGUGACAAAAAUAAGCAAAAGGGGAACAAGGACAAAAUCUCAAAGUUUAACAAAUUGCAAGCUGAAAAGGAGAGACACGAGAACAAGAUAGAUUUGAGUGGACAAAAAGAUGUCUAUAAUCUUGGGAAUGGAGAGCUCGUAUUGUACUUCAAUGAAAACAAAGCUGUCAUGUUUCCCGAUAGUUACGACUCUGGUUUCCAAAUUGAUGCUAUACGUUACUUUGGUCCCAAUCCUGUUUCAUUGCUUGGAGUUAAUCACAUUCAGCGUGGGUAUACUGAAGAGUUGAAGGAGAGUUUGUUCGACAAGCUACCCAACAACCCUUUGCCAAGUAUUGCCGAUACAUUUCAGCAAGAAUUUGGGAAUGUUUUGGGGAAGUUAAACUCUGAAACUGGCGGACCCGACAAGAUAGAAACGAAAGACGAUUCGGUUGAUAACGAUGCUGAUGAUAAGCAUAUGCAGCAAUACCUUGAAGCUGAUUACGAUUUGGACACUUCAGAAAGUACAUCCAAUAGGGAGAUUGACCAUUUGGUGUUUUGUAUUCAUGGUAUCGGCCAAGUGUUGGGGAGUAAAUAUGAAUCGGUUAAUUUCACGCACAACAUCAACGUGCUACGCAACACAAUGAGGAAAGUUUAUGAGGACAAUAAUGAGUAUCAAAAACUUGCGUAUCCUGAUGGACAAGUAGAUGGAAACAACAAUCGUAUUCAGGUCCUUCCCAUUUCAUGGAGACACCGUGUUGAUUUCGCUCCUCAAAGGACGCAACAGGAGAACAAAGAUUCACGAUUACCAACUCUUUCCCAGUUGAAUGUGGAAGGUAUUCAGGCGUUGAGGAAUAUAGUUGGUGAUGUCGUACUCGAUGUCUUGUUGUAUUAUGAGCCAAAGUAUUUGAAACAAAUUUUUACCUCAGUCAUAUCUGAAUUGAAUCGUGUUUACAAAUUGUAUUUGGAAAGAAAUCCAAAUUUCAAGGGAAAAGUGCACAUUUUGGGUCAUUCAUUGGGCUCAGCAAUUGCAUUUGACAUUCUUUCAGGACAAAGUGGAACAAUUAAAGGUCCAAUAGAUGUAACCAAGGAUCUUAGUUUCGAAGUGGAAAAUUUAUUUCUUGCAGGAUCGCCAGUAGGAAUGUUUAAACUUCUUGAAGGAAAGAACAUUGAAGCCAGAUCCUCAAAAGAUUAUGAGCCGUCAAAGGAUGCACCAGCUGUGGCACCCAAAUGCAAAAACUUGUACAAUGUGUUCCACCCUUGCGACCCAGUUGCGUACAGGAUUGAGCCCUUGGUUUCACCCAAGUUUGGUGACUUCAAACCGGUUCCCGUUAAAUUUGCUGUCAAGGGUUUCAAUAGUCAAAUCACGGAAUUGGCAAGUUAUGGUGAUGAGAUUUCUGAAAAGAUUGCAGCUGCUGUCAAAUGGCUAAAUUUUACAAAGAAGGAAAAGAAUACGAGUCCCAAAUCUGUUGAAGAAAAAGCAUCGCAAGAGAAUGCAUUGGGUGACAUUAUUUCAAGUAUUGCAUUUACGGAAAAGGAAAGUGAUCAUAGUGAUGGAAAUGACGGAGAAAAGCGUAAAUUGACGCCAAAAGAGUUAUCUAUACUCACUUCGUUGAACAAAACUGGAAGAAUAGACUACAGCUUGCCUAUGGGUGUGCUUGAUUUCAGUCUCAUAUCUGCUGUCAGCGCACAUAUCUCAUAUUUCGAAGACGAAAACACUGCUGGGUUCAUUAUGAAUGAACUUUUGUCAAAUAGGAAACCACCCAAAAGUGAAACAGUUACAUUAUAUUGA